Molecule: messenger RNA, 468 nt
Organism: Camellia sinensis
Lineage: Eukaryota; Viridiplantae; Streptophyta; Magnoliopsida; Ericales; Theaceae
Source: RefSeq, a predicted model, not a curated record
UUUUUACAAUUUGACAGAAUUGUUUCUCGGUGAUAUCAACGGUCAUGGAUGGGCAUUGUUGCCGCACUUGCUUGAAAGUGCACCUAAUCUUGAAAUCCUUGCCUUCAUGGAGGGGUUUUCUGAGUAUACAGGGUGCUAUGCAAAAUUUCAGAACUCUCUGCAACAUUGUGUGCCUACUUGUGUAUCAUCACGUAUUCGCGACAUUUUCUUUGAGGAAUUCAAUGGGGAGGGAGAUGAAUUCGACCUGGUAGAAUAUUUUUUAAAGACUGGUCAAGUUAUGACAAAGAUGGAAUUCAGCUUUUCUUCUUCGUUGCCUUUAGAGAAGCAGUACAGCACUUGGACAAAAUUAUUAUUGAUGCAAAAGGGCACAAAGACCUGUCGGGUUGAGUUUAGAAAGGAAGUAACAGUUAAUGUCGUGACAUUUUGUCUCUUGGGUGACGAAAAUGAAAGCCAACCUAGAGAUUGAAA